Messenger RNA from Quercus robur (English oak), 1084 nucleotides. RefSeq names its product acid phosphatase 1-like. The record is from RefSeq and is a predicted model, not a curated record. Lineage: Eukaryota; Viridiplantae; Streptophyta; Magnoliopsida; Fagales; Fagaceae. Bases 51 to 788 code for a protein of 245 amino acids. The transcript is spliced from 3 exons. Gene Ontology annotation, molecular function: acid phosphatase activity.
UCUAUCAACUUCUACAAACUACUCUCUAGCUCUUUCCCUUACAAAUAACCAUGAAGGUUUUAUCGUUGUUCUUCUUCCUUGCCACAAUUAUAGCAACAUGCCAAGGAGCCCCCCACCACCACAAUCCCGGCUUUGACUGCCUCAGUUGGCGUCUAGCCGUCGAAACUAACAACAUGCGUCAUUGGUCUGUGGUUCCACAAGCUUGUGUAAGCUACGUUGGGCACUACAUGCUCGGCUACCAAUAUCGUAAGGAUGUUCAAGCUGUGGCUGAUCUUGCUUACAACUUUGCCAAGACCGCCCCACUCCCCAGGGACCUCAGGACAAAUCUUUGGAUCUUUGACGUUGCUGAUACUGUGCUCUCUAACUUGCCUUAUUAUGCUCAACCUGAUGUUGCUUUUGGGGGAACGCCAUAUAACUCGACAAAAUUCGCAAUAUGGGAACAGAAAGGCAUAUCACCAGCAGUGCCUGGGAUUCUUGACCUAUACAAGAAAGUGCAAAGUCUUGGGUUUAAGAUUGUCUUUAUUUCAGGAAGGUCUGAGAGCUUGAGGGAAGUUACAACAAAGAACCUGAAGAAUCUAGGUUUCACCACUUGGGAGAAGCUCAUACUAAAGCAAACCUCUGAUGCGGGUACCUCAUCACAAAUUUACAAAGAAAAGAAAAGAAACGAGCUUUUAGCUCAGCGUUACAGAAUCGUUGGGAAUGUGGGAGAUCAAUGGAGUGAUCUAGUGGGAGAACAUGUUGGCAUCCGGACAUUUAAGGUGCCUAACCCAAUGUACUACAUUAGUUGAACAAUUCAACUUUUGUAAGUCUGAGAGCUGAUGGGAUAUGUUUGAAAAUAAGGUAGAUGAGCUUCAGCGCUGUGUUCUACCACUUGUGUCCUGCCAAGUUCGGUGUUAUGAGUUGUGUUGUGUUAUUAAUUGUGAAAGAGUCAGUCUUUCUUUUUUUCUUCUGUUCCGUGUGUCCUUGUUUAGUCUGAAAUAAAUUGUCUAUGGUUAAGAGUUUGUGCUGUGAGGAGUUAGUCCUAAGUCCUCUAACUCCCAAGUAAAAUGUAGUUUUAAUUUUUUAUAAGAAUUGAAAUUAUCUA